AUACUGAUUUGUCAUUUUCAAAUUCUUGAAUCUUAGAAAGCCAACGAUUUCAUUAAAAUUUAUAUCAGAUUACUGUUUUCGAUAUUUAUACUUUUAUACGUCACCAAUUAAAGAAAAAUGCAAAAGAAUCGUCCAGUAUUGGUUUCCUGUAAACCUCUUAGAACAGAAUUGAACCGAUUUAAAAAAAUACAUAUUACUUGUGAUGACAGUUUUACACUUGGUAGAGGCUUACACAAUACACUAGUUAUACCUUCUUUAGUUAUAUCUAGAAGUCAUUGUAAAUUCAGAAAAGAAAAUUGUGGUUGGUUAAUAGAAGAUAACAGUGCCUGUGGAAUUGAAGUGAAUGGUGUUAAAGUGGGAAAAGGAAAUUCUAAAAACCUUUUAAAUGAUGAUAUUAUUAGGUUGGAUGCACUUCAGGAGUUUGUGUAUAAAUUUAUCUGGCCUCAAAACCACAUUGCAUUAAAGCGGAUCAAAUUGGAGAUAGAUGAAAAUUCAAGUAUUCUUGAUGAUGUUAAAAUAAAAUUUGAAGAAUCUCAAAACAUUGAAAUGCAGCAUAUAGAAGAUAAAAUACAAAAGCAAAAACAACUACAAGUUGCAAACAAAUUGUUACAAGAUCAACUAUAUGCAAAAAGGAAUAUAAAGGUUGAAGAACUUGAAAGAAGCUUUGGGUUGCAAAUAGAAAAUUUAAAAGGUGAGAAAAAGGAAGUAGAGAUGCAGAAAAUAUUGUUGACUAAAGAACGAGAUGCUCAGAUAUCAUCUCUAAAAAAAGAAAUGGAUACUAAGAUUAAUGAAUUAAUGGAUCAAAUUAAGAAGCACAAUAAAACAGAGACAGAGCUUGCUAUUGAAAAUAAUUCUCUUAAAACAAAAUUACUAAAAGAAAGAGAAGAAUUCCUGGCAGAACUUAAUAAAGAAAAUACUUCUAAGCACGAACUACUUGAUAGACUACAUCAAAAAAUAAAGGAGCAAGAAGAACAGCGUCUAAAGGAGAAACGGGAAUUAGAGAAGGAGUUUAAAAUUGAAACAGAGAAAUUAAGAUUCGCCAAGGACCAAGAAAUGCUUGCAUUGGUAGAACUAAACAAACAAAGAGAAUUGGAGUUACUAGAAGAGCAUAACAAGAUCAAGCAGAGUCUUGAAAAGGAAAUAAGUGAUAUGAAAAAGAAAUCAAAAAAAGCAGAAAUACAAUUGUUACAUAAUGAAGAGAAUGUGUCUCAGGCCCCAUCAGCACAAAUGAAAGUUGUUGGAAUGGAAAUAGAACAUCAAGAAAUGAAGAAUAGAGUGAGUGUCGAAAACCAACCUAUGGCUGGUCCAUCGCAUGAAUCGUCAAAGCCUUUAGCGCAAAUCGGAAAAAUGAUGGAAACCGAGCUGCAGUGCAGUAUCUGUGCCGAAAUAUUUAUUUGUCCCAUGAUGCUUAGCUGCGGCCAUACAUUUUGCAAAUAUUGUAUUAACUUAUGGAAGAAAAAUAAGAAAGACUGUCCAAUCUGCAGGACACCAAUAAAAUAUGAAUCUAGAUCUAUCGUAGUGGACUCAUUUCUAGAAAAAAUUCUUCCUAAUCUUUCUCAAGAAAUGAAAAAGAAACGCGAAGAAUCAUUAAAAAUCAGAGAAGAAGAGGAGACUUUACGUUCGCCGGGAGCCGGUGGGCAAAAUAUCCGAGGAGGAACGUCCGAAAGCGAAAGUGAAUCGCAAUGGGACGAAAGCGAAGGGCAAAUCUCGAGUAGCGAGGGGGACGCGACGGAUGUCUUCGAGGAUUACUGUGUCUUCGGGUCUUCCAUACUCGAUCAGUAUUACUCAUCCGCAAGCGAUUCCGACGGUGGAUCUGACUUCAAUUCCGAUCCCGACACCGAUGAUGAUGUUACCGCAGGAAGUAAUAGUUGUGGAAGACGAAGGCAACACGUCCCGGGCACCCCGGGCUCAUACUAUGGCGGCUACGGACGGUGCUACCGAUGCGGCGCCACGGGUCACUGGGCACCUGGAUGUCCCGACCGGCUCUAAUAUUCAAUUUUAAAAUCUGAAAGAUUUUAUCUUGCAGAUUAAGCUAUAAACUUUCCUUUACGGCCUAGCAAGGUAAAAUUGAAAGUCAAGAUCGAUGUUACAAUAUACCGGGGAAGGUAGAGCCAAGAACGUAUAUCAGACUGAUAUCGCCGCUUUUUCAAUCUUAAUCUACAAUGCUCUACAUUACAUUUAAGUAUUACUAUAAUAUAUAAAUUAAUGUUUACCAAUACCCUCGGUCUUGAAAUGUAUAGAGUUAUAAAGCAUUACACCAAUAAGUUCCUUACACGAAAUAAAUAACUAGGAUACUAUCUAUUUAACCUUACAAAAUGAGCAGUUUUUGCCUUAUCGCGAUUAUAUAGAUACACCGGGGACUUCAUUAGAGAUUUAGACUAAAACCACUGUCGGCGACGCUUUUACGCCCGGCUGUUCAUUUUGUCAGGUACAAAUUAUGUAAAUGUAUAAAAUACAUACUCGUCAUAUUGUUUUGAUAUCGCAUUAUCUUAAUUUAAAGUUCAUCUUUAUGUAAAAUUGUAUUAAAAUUGUUUAGUUUUAA
Molecule: messenger RNA, 2542 nt
Organism: Pieris napi
Lineage: Eukaryota; Metazoa; Arthropoda; Insecta; Lepidoptera; Pieridae
Product: E3 ubiquitin-protein ligase rnf8-like
Exons: 11
Coding region: 118-1989 (623 amino acids)
Biological process (GO): double-strand break repair; protein K48-linked ubiquitination; ubiquitin-dependent protein catabolic process
Cellular component (GO): ubiquitin ligase complex; nucleus; site of double-strand break
Molecular function (GO): zinc ion binding; histone binding; nucleic acid binding
Source: RefSeq, a predicted model, not a curated record